Durio zibethinus is the source of this 898-nucleotide messenger RNA. Its product is annotated as zinc finger protein CONSTANS-LIKE 3-like. Lineage: Eukaryota; Viridiplantae; Streptophyta; Magnoliopsida; Malvales; Malvaceae. Gene Ontology annotation, biological process: regulation of flower development. The record is from RefSeq and is a predicted model, not a curated record. Gene Ontology annotation, cellular component: nucleus. Gene Ontology annotation, molecular function: protein binding; DNA-binding transcription factor activity.
UAUAGGAAGCCUUAAAGGCCUUUAAGAGACUCAAAAUAUAAAAAGAAAAAUCAAGAAAUCUCACCCCCACAUUAUUUUAAUUCCCUUUCGACCAGCUUUCCUAUUCCAUUUUUGUUCUCUUUUUCCAAUGGCUUCUAUUCCUCAUUUAUAUUAUAAUUAUUCAUUUUCCAAUGACUUUUCUCAGUUUCCAAAUUCAUUGCUAAUUUCUCAAGAAAACUGCAUCGGUAGUGGGGCAAUUCCUGGUGCAACAUGGGGUGAAGAAAUUAGUUUUCCAAUGUUUUUGGACAACGGUGGACUUGAUGGUUUUCAACAAGAAUCAGCGGCAUUGUUGCCGGAGCUAAUUGGGAUUUCAUCAGACUUUGCCGUUCCAACAGCAUUGCCUGACAAUAACGUUGCAGGCUUCUGCGGCAAUGGAACCAUUCAAAAUUUUGGUGACAGAUAUCAAUUGCAAGAUGUCAGUGAGUUUGGGGAGGAUUGCAGUGGAUAUGUUCAUCAGGAUUUCAAGCCGGUUGAUCCAACCGUGGGAGAAAACUGGGGAAUUCAAGGGAAUCGACUGCCGCCAGCUAUGGAUGACAGCAAUCUUAAGGUUAGCCGGUAUUCAGUAGAAGAAAGGAAAGAAAGAAUUCUUAGAUACUUGAAGAAGAGAAAUCAAAGGAACUUUAACAAGACAAUUAAGUAUGCUUGCCGGAAAACCUUAGCUGACAGAAGAGUUAGAGUCCGGGGAAGAUUUGCAAGGAACACUGAACAAUGUGAAGAAGAAAUGGUAAUGAAAAAGGAAGAUGACAAUUCACCCAAUGACAAAAACUUGUAUGAUGCAGUUCAGAUCAAGGAUGAUGAGGAUGAAUGGCUGCAACAGGCUAUGGCAAAUCUUAUGUAUUUACCAUAUAUUGCUGGUUAA